This is a messenger RNA of Hyalella azteca, 391 nucleotides long. Its product is annotated as bestrophin-3-like. Lineage: Eukaryota; Metazoa; Arthropoda; Malacostraca; Amphipoda; Hyalellidae. Gene Ontology annotation, molecular function: chloride channel activity. The record is from RefSeq and is a predicted model, not a curated record.
GCGCCGUGAUGGCGGGUACCCGCAAGCCCUCCGUGAGAUAACUUCGAUAUUAUCAACUAAUUAACUAAUAUCAACUAAUUAAUUAUAAACUAAUUAAUUGUACUGAAUGAGUUUAGUCCACGGUGGAGCUAUUAGGUUUGUUGUAGUUAGGUUUAUUAGGUUGUGGUUUCGUUGGCUAAGUUGUGGUUAAGUUUGCUAGGUUGUAACUAGCCAAGAUGACUAUCAGUUACACUGCUCAAGUGGCGACCAGCAGCCGUGGCUUCGGCUGCUUCUGGAAGCUUCUGUUCAGAUGGCAGGGCAGUAUCUACAAGCUGGUGUGGCACGAGCUCGUCAUCUACUGCCUCGCCUACACCACCAUCUCCCUCAUCUACCGCCUCGCCCUCGACGACCC